AUGGAAUUAGCAAGAACAACACUUAGAGGACUUCAUAAUUUUAUUCAAGAAAUUCAUAGAUCACAAAAUCCAGAAGAAGAAAGGAAAUCAGUUGAUAAAGAAUUAGCUCAUAUUCGUAUGGAAUUUAAAACAGGAAAAAAAUUAAAAGGACAUGGAAGAAGAAAAUAUAUAUUAAAAAUGUUAUAUAUUUAUAUAUUAGGAUAUGAUGUUGAUUUUGGAAUUCCUAUUAUUACAGAAUUAUUAACAUCACCUAAAUUUUCAGAUAAACAAGUAGGAUAUUUAGCUAUUAGUAUUUUAUUAUAUGAAGAACAUGAAGCUACUAGAUUAGUUAUUAAUACAUUAAGAGCAGAAUUAAUUGAUUCAAAUCCAUUAAAUCAAUGUUGUGCAUUUAAUGUUAUAUCAUGUAUUGGGAAUAAAGAAAUGGUAGAAACAUUAGGACCAGAUAUUUUAAAUAUUUUAUUUAGUAAUACUAUUCCUACAGUAGUUAGAAAAAAAGCAGCAUUAACACUAAAACAUCUUUAUUUAAAAAAUCCAACAAUUAUUCAAUUAGAUACAGAAUUUCAUGAUAAAUUAUUAAAAUUAUUAAAUAAUCCAGAUUUAUGUCUUGUAUCAUGUGCAGUAAUGAUAUUAUUAGUUAUUGUAGAAAAAGAUCCAAAAUCAUGGGAAGAUGCAACAAGUAAAUUAUUAAAUAUAUUAUCUAAAUUAAUGAAUAAAGAUUAUUCAAGUGAAUAUAAUUAUCAUUCAGUACCAUCUCCAUGGCUUCAAGUUCGUAUUUUAAGAACAUUAAGAUAUAUUACACCAAAGAAAGGAGCUGAAGAAAAUUAUCUUUCUGAUUGUGUUAAAUCAUUAAUAGAUACAUGUGAUGCAAAAUUAAGUGAAAAUACAAGAAAUGCAAUGUUUUCUAUAUUAUUUGAAAUUAUAGAACUUGCUCCAUUUGUUGAAUUUCCAGAAAAUACUAAAUCAAAAAUUGUUAAUAUGCUUGGAACUUAUUUAAAUGCUACUGAAACAAAUUUAAGAUAUUUAGCAUUAGAUGCAAUGUGUUCAAUGUGUACUGUUGGAUGUGAUAAAGAAGUACAAAAAUAUCUUUCAAAAAUGAUUGAUUCAUUAAGAGAAAUUGAUAUUUCAGUAAAAAGAAGAGCACUUCAAGUAUUAUUUGAUGUAUGUGAUAAUGAAUGUUGUAAUAAAAUUUUAACAGAAUUAUUAAGAUUUCUUCCUGUUUCAGAUUUAACUAUUAGAGAAGAAGUUAUUGUAAAAAUUUGUUUAAUUGCUGAAAAAUUUGCUAAAACACCACAAUGGUAUGUUGAUAUUAUGUUACAAUUAACUGCUGUUUCUGGUGAUUAUAUUGGAGAUCAAAUUUUAAAUAGAAUUCUUCGUAUUAUUAUUAAUAAUGAUAGUGUUCAAGUAUUUGCUGCUAAAGCUACUUAUAAAUAUCUUCAAGAAGUUGCUUGGAAAGAUGCAUUUAUUAAAAUUUCAAGUUAUAUCUUAGGAGAAUAUGGAAGUCUUGUUGUUAAAGAUAAUAUGAAAAUUGCACAAAAUAUUUUUGAUAUGUUAAAUGAUAAAUACCCAUUAGUUAGUUAUCAAACUAAAUUAACUAUGUUAUCUGCAUUUGCUAAAUUACAUGCUACUUUCCCUUGUUUAAGAGAUCAAAUUAAAUCUUUAUUUAUUAAAUAUUCUUCAUCAAGUGAUGCUGAAAUCUCUGAUAGAUGUCAAGAUUAUUUGUUUAUGACUUCUAUUGAUGAAUUAGAACCUAUUGUAUUUGAACCUAUUCCACCUUGGGAAGGUUCACAAGAAGGUAAUGAUGGAAAAAUUGUUGAUGGUGAAGUUACAGUAACAGAAAAUAGUGCUGAUGUUGUUUCUAGAAAUACAAAAGAAACAAAUAGAGAUGAUGAUCUCUUUAUGUUACUUGGUGUUGUUGAUCCAAAUAAGAAAGAAGAAGUCCCAAAGAAUAAUGAUUUAUUUAAUAUUUUAACUUCUCCAGUUUCUACAAAUCAACAAAUAACUUCUUCUUCUUCAUUAAAUCAAUCAAUUCAACAACAACAACUCUCUAAUCAACCUAAUGAUGUAUUUGAUUUUGGUGGAUCUGAUAUAAAUCAAAUUCAACAACAACCUAAAGAAGAAAUAAAUAUUAAACCAAGUGAAAAUACAGAAAAAUAUGAUGGAUGUGUAUGUCAUAAUAUUAAAGAACAAAUGGAAAAUAUUAUGAUAAAUAAUCAUAACAAAUUAAUUUUAGCAUUUGAAGGAGUAUUAUAUCAAGAUGAUACUAUCCAAAUUGGACUUAAAAGUGCAUUAGAAUCACCAAUAUGUAAAUUUGCAUUAUUCUUUGGAAAUAGAAUUUCAGAAGAAGUUGAAUUAAAUUAUAUCAUUGAAUGUCCAAAUGGAUUAACAUGUAAUUCUGGUGAAUAUAAUGGAAAAAUUGGAAUUAAAAGUCAAAUUCAAUCUAUUGCUCAAUUUACAAUCUCUGGAUUUUAUUAUCAAUCCCCAAUAAUUAAUAUCACAUAUAAAUCAAGUUCAAUUAAAAAUAAAAUUGCAUUCUCACUCCCAUUAACUGUAAAUGCAUUCCUUGUUCAAGAACCAUUAGAACCAAAUAUUUUUAUGCAAUAUUGGAAUACUAUUGGUAAUACCACUGAAAAGAAAAGUAUUGUUCAAAUGAAACAAAACAAUACGAUUGAUUUACCAACAAUUCUUGGUGGAAUGAGAUUUAUUUGUUUAGAUGUGAAACCUGAACAAAUUGUUGCUUGUUCUUCAUUCCCUUCUUUCCAAAAUAUUUAUGUCUUAUUGAGAAUUGAAAUUAAUAUUGCUUCAAAUAAGGCGUGCAUUUAUGUCAGAGCUCAAGA
Messenger RNA from Entamoeba dispar SAW760, 2834 nucleotides. Its product is annotated as AP-2 complex subunit alpha, putative. The annotation marks the transcript as partial. Gene Ontology annotation, biological process: intracellular protein transport; clathrin-dependent endocytosis. The transcript has a single exon. Gene Ontology annotation, molecular function: clathrin-cargo adaptor activity. The record is from RefSeq and is a predicted model, not a curated record. NCBI's taxonomy places the organism in Eukaryota, Evosea, Mastigamoebida, Endamoebidae. Gene Ontology annotation, cellular component: AP-2 adaptor complex; membrane coat.